AUGCCCAGGCUGCACCGGAUGAAGAAGCCUUUGGUACUAUGGAAAUUAAAUGUAGCCAUCUGGGAAAUGAAGUCUUCUCUUUUUAUGCUCAAGGGCAGCCCAUUAAUCAGGCAGCGGAUUGUCAAACCUACCUGCUUGAAGCAUCUUUCUUAUCUGCUGCAGGUGCAGAGCCAGCUUGAUUCAGAAAAUUUGCCCAAAAGUAGAGGGCCACUUUGGCUUUAUAGCGGAUCCGGCGAAUAUUUAUUUAGCCUUAGAGUCGGCGGCUAUCCCCUCAUCUUUGUCGUUGGUGGUAAUUGUGUUUCAGCUCUAUCAAUGGUCUGA
Molecule: messenger RNA, 321 nt
Organism: Protopolystoma xenopodis
Lineage: Eukaryota; Metazoa; Platyhelminthes; Monogenea; Polystomatidea; Polystomatidae
Source: the annotation of a GenBank genome assembly